This is a messenger RNA of Erinaceus europaeus (western European hedgehog), 6205 nucleotides long. It is a transcript of the gene ZNF142, whose product is annotated as zinc finger protein 142. The record is from RefSeq and is a predicted model, not a curated record. The transcript has 10 exons. Gene Ontology annotation, biological process: regulation of transcription by RNA polymerase II. Gene Ontology annotation, molecular function: DNA-binding transcription factor activity, RNA polymerase II-specific; RNA polymerase II transcription regulatory region sequence-specific DNA binding. Gene Ontology annotation, cellular component: nucleus. Lineage: Eukaryota; Metazoa; Chordata; Mammalia; Eulipotyphla; Erinaceidae. Bases 373 to 5820 code for a protein of 1815 amino acids.
AACCAUAGAAUACUCGGCCGGCUCCCAGGAGCUGGCUAGAGGGGCCGCCAUUUGCCGGAGGUCCUAGAGGCGGCUGGGCCGGGGGGCGGUCGCACAAAGGGAGUCUCGGGAGGCUUUUCCAGCUGCCGGUCGACCAUAGAGAUGCGGCUCCUGCCGGCCGCGGCUGGGAGCCUUGCAGGAGUCCGAACGCCUCCCCAGUCCGCCGGCUCCUGUGAAUUUCGCGCCCUCCCCAUGAUGUGGACGUUGUCACCGCCUCCACUGUUCAGAGAGGAGAGCUGAGGCCCCGAGAGGCGAGGUGACCGGCUGGCCUAGGCCACGCGGCGACCCGGACGCCACAGCACAUAAGAGGCCACAGUGUGCUCAUUGGUAGUGAUGACAGACCCCAUGAUGCCAGCCACCAGCACUGGGGAGAUGGCUGGACUCUGCCCUGAGCUGCUUCUGAUCCCUCCACCCCUCUCUGACCGUGGAAUCUUGGAGGCAGUACAGAGCCCCGGUCCUGCUGGGAACCCCAACCCUCUGGCCGCUGACCCAGGCUGCCUGCUGGUGGAGGCCACAGCAAGCGAAGAAGCGGGGAGCAUGGAGAUCAUUGUGGAGGCGGUAGCUGGAAAUCUGUCCCCAGGUGCUUCUGGAGAGACCCCAGGUGUCCUGGUAAAGGUGGUGGAGGUGUACUUCUGUGAGCACUGUGAGCAGAGCUUCGCAGAGCCCACUCUGCUGGCCCUGCACCAAUGCCCUGAGCCCCUCACGCAACUUGAGCAGGGCGUCUCUCACCCACCCUGCUCCACAGAGCUGCCCCCAAGCAGCCUAACACUCCCCAGCCCCCUCCAGGACCAGAGCCCACCAGACAGCCCCCUGCCAUGCCCAGUGUGUAGACAGGAGUUUGCCCAGCCCCAGGCCUUGAAGAGCCAUUUCAAGAUUCACCGGGGCUCUCCUGCCGCCUUCUCCUGCCCAGAGUCAGGCUGCGCCUUCUCCACCACAGAACGCAAGGGGCUGCAGCAGCACCUGAGGCAGAUCCACGGAGUGGUACCUGUGCCCUGUUCUUUCCGGGGCUGCCCCCUGCUCUUCGGGAGCCAGCAGGGCAUGGAGCUGCACCGCCAGGCCCAUUACCCUUUCCACUGCAAGCACUGCAGCUUCACCGGCUCCAACAUCAAACUCUUCCGGCAGCAUCAACGAAGCCAUGGAGCCGGGACACCGGGAGGCCUGUCUGCGGUCCAGGGGCUCCCACACCAGGAGCUACUGCCAGCUCCCAGUCUGCCACCGGGAGAGGGAGCACCUUCGGAGCAAGCUGCCAUGCCCUUGCCAGGGCAGGAGUCAGCUGAAGAGGAGGACAUGGGGGAAGAAGAGGAGAGAAACACCCAGAGGGACCCCCAGAAAGGCCCAGAAGCCCAGCAUAUAGGAGGAGAUGCGGCUUCCGGCUCCGAGCCCCUCUUCAAGACACAUAUGUGCCCGGAAUGCAAGCGCUGCUUCAAGAAGCGGACGCACCUGGUGGAGCACCUACACCUGCACUUCCCGGACCCCAGCCUCCAGUGCCCCAACUGCCAGAAGUUCUUCACCAGUAAGAGCAAGCUCAAGACGCACCUGCUGCGGGAGCUGGGCCAGAAGGCCCACCGCUGCCCCUUGUGCCACUACAGCGCAGUGGAGCGGAACGCGCUCAACCGCCACAUGGCCAGCAUGCAUGAGGACAUCUCCAACUUCUACUCGGACACCUACACCUGCCCCGUGUGCCGCCAGGAGUUCCGCCUCAGCCAGGCCCUCAAGGAGCACCUCAAGAGCCACACGGCGGCGGCCGCGGCCGAGCCCUUACCACUACGCUGCUUCCAGGAAGGCUGCAGCUACUCGGCCCCUGACCGCAAGGCCUUCGGGAAGCACCUGAAGGAGACGCAUGGGGCCCGGGCUGUGGAAUGCCGCCACCACUCGUGCCCCCUGCUCUUUGCCACGGCCGAGGCCAUGGAGGCCCACCACAAGAGCCACUACGCCUUCCACUGCCCGCACUGCGACUUCGCCUGCUCCAACAAGCAUCUCUUCCGCAAGCACAAGAAGCAGGGCCACGCCGGCAGCGAGGAGCUGCGCUGCCCCUUCUGCCCCUUUGCCACCUUCAAUCCGGUGGCCUACCAGGACCACGUGGGCAAGAUGCAUGCCCAUGAGAAGAUCCACCAGUGCCCCGAGUGCAGUUUCGCCACUGCCCACAAGAGGGUGCUCAUCCGCCACAUGCUGUUGCACACCGGUGAGAAACCUCACAAGUGUGAACUGUGUGACUUCACGUGCCGGGAUGUGAGCUACCUGUCCAAGCACAUGCUGACCCACUCCAACACCAAGGACUACAUGUGCACCGAGUGUGGCUACGUCACCAAGUGGAAGCACUACCUCAGCGUGCACAUGCGGAAGCAUGCAGGGGACCUCAGGUACCAGUGCAACCAGUGCUCCUACCGCUGCCACCGGGCCGACCAGCUGAGCAGCCACAAGCUGCGGCACCAGGGCAAGUCUCUGAUGUGCGAAGUGUGUGCCUUUGCGUGCAAGCGGAAGUACGAGCUACAGAAGCACAUGGCCUCCCAGCACCACCCGGGCACGCCAGCCCCGCUUUAUCCCUGCCGCUACUGCAACUACCAGAGCCGCCACAAGCAGGCCCUGCUGAGCCACGAGAACUGCAAGCACACGCGGCUGCGUGAGUUCCGCUGCGCCCUCUGCGACUACUGCACCUUCAGCAACACCACCCUCUUCUUCCACAAGCGCAAGGCCCAUGGCUACGUGCCCGGGGACCAGGUCUGGCAGCUACGAUACGCCAGCCAGGAACCAGAGGGAGACCAGCAGGGCCCCACUCCGCCACAAGACUCUGAGCCCCAGGGGCUGGCCCAUGACCCUGCAGCUGCCCUGGACCCCAGCUUGGACUCAGCCCUGCCAGAGGCCAGUGGGGUUGCUGGCACCGGGGACAGUGAGGGUCACACCAGGGCUGAUCCUAUCAGUGGUCCCAGUCCAGCAGAGGUAGAUGAGGGGGGCUGCACACUUCACCUUGAGGCCCUAGGAGUGGAGUUGGGGCCGGUGGCCGAGCCGCCCCUGGAGGAAGAGAUGACAGAAGCCACCCCUGUGGAGCUCAGGCCUCUGGAUCCCACUGAGCCACUGAGGCUGGAAGAGCCAGGGGCAGUGCUGACAGAACUAUCUCCCUUUGGAGAUGUGGGGACGCCUGGCAUGGGUGCUGAUGAAGAGCCCAUCCCUGAGGCCCCCAGUCAGCCCCCUCCCUCAGAGGGUCCUCUCAACAGCUGGGUGGGAACCUUCAAGACGACUCCCCCCGCCACUACUGAGACGGCACCCUUGCCCCCAUUCCCUGAGUCUGAGUCAUUGCUCAAGGCCUUGAGAAGGCAGGACAAGGAGCAGGCUGAAGCCCUGGUGCUAGAGGGCCGGGUCCAGAUGGUAGUGAUCCAGGGUGAAGGCCAAGUCUUCCGCUGCCCACACUGCCCUUUCGUCACCCGCCGGGAGAAGGCCCUGAGCCUGCAUUCCAGGACUGGGUGCCAACCCCGCCGGGAGCCCCUGCUGUGCCCUGAGUGUGGGGCAAGCUUCAAGCAGCAGCGUGGCCUCAGCACUCACCUGCUCAAGAAGUGCCCUGUGCUGCUUAGGAAGAGCAAGACUUUGCCUGGCCCUCGGGCCCUGGGCACCCCAGCCUCAGAGGAUGCAGAAGGUGGACAGCCCCCUCUAGCACCGCCAGAAGCGAAGUUCCAGCUCCCAGAAGGAGCUCCUCCUCAGCUUCCUGGGGAGCCUGAAGAAGGCCAGGAGCCUCUCACUUCACCCUUGGCCUCCUUAGUCCCUCCAGCAAGAGACCUCUCACCCACAAAGACCCCUGAGAAGUUCCACUUUGACCAGGGCAAGUUUCACUGUAACUCUUGCACAUUCCUUUGCUCCCGGAUCUCUUCCAUCACCUCUCAUGUGGCAGAAGGCUGCCGGGGUGGUCGAGGUGGGGCAGGGAAGCGGGGGACCUCUCAGAGCAGUGGGGAGCCUGCUCCCCUCAAUGGUGGGAGCCCAGAGUGCAGCCCUGGGUCUGGAGAUGUUGCAGUUGUGACCCCCAAGCAGAAGGGUGCUCGUUUCUCCUGCCCCACAUGUCCCUUCAGCUGCCAGCAGGAACGGGCUCUGAGGACACACCAGACCCGGGGCUGCCCCCUGCAGGGGUCUGGGGAGCUGCACUGCAGCCUCUGCCCCUUCAUAGCACCUGGUGCUGCUGCCCUGCGGCUUCACCAAAAGCGAAAGCACUCUGCGGCCACCUCACCCCGGGGCCCCCGGCCCCUUCUGCGGUGCGGAGACUGUGACUUCACCUGCAAGCAGAGCCGCUGCCUGCAGCAGCACCGGCGCCUGAAGCACGAGGGUGUGAAGCCGCACCAGUGUCCCUUCUGCGACUUCUCCACUACUCGGCGCUACCGGCUGGAGGCGCACCAGUCACGGCACACGGGCGUGGGCCGCAUCCCCUGCAGUGCCUGUCCCCAAACCUUCGGAACCAACUCUAAGCUGCGGCUGCACCGCCUGCGUGUGCACGACAAGACCCCCACGCACUUCUGCCCGCUCUGCGACUACAGCGGCUACCUCCGCCACGACAUCACCCGCCACGUCAACAGCUGCCACCAGGGCACGCCCGCCUUCGCCUGCCCACAGUGCGAGGCCCAGUUCAGCUCCGAGACGGCCCUCAAGCAGCACGCCCUGCGCCGCCACCCCGCCGACCCCGCGGCCCCUGCCCCUGGCUCCCCCACCCAGGACCCGGCCCAGGCCGCGGAGGGCCCCCUACACUGUUCCCGCUGCGGCCUGCUGUGCCCCAGCCCCGCCAGCCUGCGCGGGCACACUCGGAAGCAGCAUCCCCGGCUGGAGUGCGGGGCCUGCCAGGAGGCCUUCCCGAGCCGCCCAGCCCUGGACGAGCACCGCAGGCAGCGCCACUUCAGCCACCGCUGUCAGCUCUGCGACUUUGCUGCCCGAGAGCGCGUGGGCCUAGUGAAGCACUACCUGGAGCGGCACGAGGAGGCCUCAGGUGGGGACGGGGACGCCAGCCAGCCCCCUCUGCACUGCCCCUUCUGUGACUUCACAUGCAGACACCAGCUGGUGUUAGACCACCACGUGAAAGGGCACGGGGGCACCAGGCUCUACAAGUGCACCGACUGCGCGUACAGCACCAAGAACCGACAGAAGAUCACCUGGCACAGCCGCAUCCACACCGGAGAGAAGCCCUACCGCUGCCACCUCUGUCCAUACGCCUGCGCUGACCCCUCACGCCUCAAGUACCACAUGCGGAUCCACAAGGAAGAGCGGAAAUACCUGUGCCCUGACUGUGGCUACAAGUGCAAGUGGGUCAACCAGCUCAAGUAUCACAUGACCAAGCACACAGGACUGAAGCCAUACCAGUGUCCGGAGUGCGAGUACUGCACCAACCGGGCGGACGCGCUGCGGGUGCACCAGGAGACGCGGCACCGCGAUGCGCGGGCCUUCAUGUGCGAGCAGUGCGGCAAGGCCUUCAAGACGCGCUUCCUCCUGCGCACGCACCUCCGCAAGCACAGCGAGGCCAAGCCCUACGUGUGCAAUGUCUGCCGCCGCGCCUUCCGCUGGGCCGCGGGUCUGCGCCACCACGCCCUCACCCACACCGACCGCCACCCCUUCUUCUGCCGCCUCUGCAGUUACAAGGCCAAGCAGAAGUUCCAGGUGGUCAAGCAUGUGCGCCGGCACCACCCUGACCAAGCCGACCCAAACCAGGGCGUGGGUAAAGACCCCAGCACCCCAACAGUGCACCUGCAUGACGUACAGCUGGAAGACCUGAGCCCGCCUGCACCUGCUGCUCCCCCAACUGGACCCGAGGGCUGACGGCCCAUACGGCCGCCCCCCAGAGGGAGAGCGUGUGGUCCAAGGUGCAGAAGGAAACCAGAGUUAUCUCCAGGCUGCAGGGCCUGAGAAAGACUGGCUUGGGGGUGUCCAGGUGGCUGGAACCCUCUGGAGUUGGAAGUUGGUGGCUCUGAAAGAGCCACAGGACCACAAGUGGAUUCUUGUUACAGUGAACUGGACUCUGACCCUGGGAGCUCCUGGCUUCUUCAUCACUCAACCAUAGUCCUGGCUGUGACAGCUUGGUUUAUUCCAUCUUCCCUUCCCAUUUUACUACGUAAGCCCUCGUCUCUUUGAAUGUCCUCAAGACGGUUGUAUCUAGCCGCAUGUGCUGUUGUGCCGAAUGUGCUAUAAAGCAUGUUAAACAGAA